This is a messenger RNA of Effrenium voratum, 3259 nucleotides long. The record is from the annotation of a GenBank genome assembly. Lineage: Eukaryota; Dinophyceae; Suessiales; Symbiodiniaceae.
AGGCUCACUCGCCAUGUUCACUAAGCCAUGGGCGCUGCUCUUGGUCUCAACAUAUCCUGAUUUGUUGGUUGUCCAUGCGAAAACGAACUCUCGCGAAGCUGCUUGAAGCUUCGUCCAUGUCCGGAGCUCAGGCGCGUGUCCUGGUGGUGGAUAUUGGAGAUGGCUUGGAGGACAAGAUGGAGCCAGACGACAUGCAGGUGGCGUGUGCUGCCCCCACGCUGGUGGAUCUGCGUCGCGAGACGCUGGACACGGUGUCCCAGCUCUUUCAGACCUUGGGCUCCGUCAUAGACAAAUCGGCCAGGGAUGGCCAGGAGCGGUUCAUGACCUUCAUGGCCACAGGGCUGGCGCGAAGCCUCCUGCGGUUCCUCGACUUUGGGUACUUGAUGGUCUCUGAGCUCUUUGGUUGUGAUUGGGUGCAUCUUCGGGAGUCCUACCAGCAGCUCUACGAGGAUCUUGAGCGCCACAUCGUGGCCUUUUGCGACCUCGUAGACUCCUCCAUCUUCCUCUCCGAGUCCACGAACCACAUCCGCCACGAGGCCCCAGUCAUGCCCAGCAAGCGCGACACCAUCAUCGCGGCACGGCAGGCACUGAAGGACAUCAAGCAUCUGCAGAUUGUCCAGCAAAUUGAGAGCUACUACAAGUCGUGGCAGGUCGAUCAGAAGGCCACAGGCCAGCAGUCCGGUCAGAUUGCCAGCGCCAACAAGGACCUCUGUGAUGGUCAGAUCUGGCGGAAGAAACAACGUAACAGCCUCGCCAUUGUGGUGCAGGACUUACUGGACAUCUUUCCGGACAUGGCCUCUGAGAUGCGGCACAUGCCCGGCGGCGUCCCCGCCUGGACCCAGCGCUCCAUGAUGAACUUCUUACGGAGCACUGGCGCUCACGCCGCAGAUCUGCAGGACCAGCUCUUCUUGCGGCCUGUGCCAUGGGGAGGCUGGCCAGCAACUCGAGCCUCAGCUCUUUGUGAUGGGGUGCAACCACCUGAUCUGACUGGAGGUUCGCGCCUCAGCGAGCCGAAGAUCCGAGAAGCGCGCAGAGAUGCCAGCGGAUACUCCUCCUGGCAGGGGGCUACACCGCGGCAAAUAUUGGAGGCGAUUGAGGCGUCUGGCAGGCCGAUGUAUCACUCCUACGUCUCUAUCCGCAACGCGGUGCGCUUCAACAACGAAGUCACCUGUCAGCAGGCGGUCGGGCUGCUUUAUGAUCCCGCGCUAUGCCUGGAGAGCGAGCUGGGCUUGGGUGGAGUGAUCUACUAUGUGAACAACGACCCCGAAGUGGACGACCAGCUCUAUGUCAGGUGGAUUGGCACGGCAUGGUCUGGCAAGCGCUCAGAGGAGAAGCCAGUGUGGAAGGCGUUCCUGGAUCCAAUCUUGGCACCGCCACAGCCCUACGACAUGAUAUCGCUGAGCCCGGUGGCUGGCAAUUGCCAAGUCCUUUGGGAGAUCCUGGAGGCAGACAGCAUCAGCCUAGCGAGCUUGGUGUAUGUGCCGAUCAACCCGGUUGUGCCUCCGCCACUGGAGGUGAAGCCUGACUACACCCACUUCUUCGUGUGGAACCGGCGGAAGACCAAAGCUGCCCGGCGCGCGGGGAUCGACUCGGACCUCAUCCAGUUCCAAACUCUCAGGCGCUACAUUGCAGCCCAGUGCUCUCUGCAGAGCGUGGUGCAACUGCUUGGGCCCUUGGGCUAUGAGCUGUUAUACCUGGAGCACAUCUACGCAGUCUUCGUGCAUGAGCACGUCGCGCCUCUUCUGAGACAGCAGCUAGGAGAAACCGGCCCAAAGCCCUCCACCUUCGAGGUGUGGCGCCAAGGCUGGCAUUGCUCUCCCUACUCGCGCUACAUGCUUCACCUCGAGGCCUCUUUCGGCGUGGACGCCACCUGGCUCAGUCCAGACGGGCAAGGAGCAGGCGAGAAAGGCCUCGGCUGCCUGAGGUCCUUCCGGGAGUUUUUGGCGAGCGAGGGCCACUUGAUAUCUGCCAACUACACAGGGAAAGGCAGCUGUGCAGAGGAACUGGAGACAUCUCCGGAGAGCAGCCGCCAGGCGCUGGAGCGGCGGCUGAAGGCGAUCCGCGCCAGCGCAGGGGCGAGCAAGGGCUUGGCCUCGGCACAGGUGCUGGCUGGGUCGUCAGACUCGAACCAGUCCAUGUGGUGCUGGUACCACCUGUCGUCCAACUGCGCGUGUCUUCCUCCGUACCGCGGCAGCCACUGCGACAUCCUGGACCAAAGUAGCGAUGACCAGGUUCGACCUUUCCGCGCGGCAAUGGUGUAUGUGCUGCUGGAUGCGACACAGCAGGCGACACAGGCCUUGACGGAGCGCCUCCGCAAGCUGUGGCUCUUCAAUGGGCAACCUGGCCGCGGCUACGCGGUGCUCAUCUUUCACUCCGGGCUGUCGCAGGAGACGCUGGAGCAGUUGGCCCUGGCCAGCGAAAACAAGAUCUGGCUGCUGAAGAUUCCAGAAGCCGUUGGAUCAGUAACGCGGCCUGGCGCUCUUCGAAUGCGGUGGUUCCAGAGCGGCCAAGUCUUUGGCCACCCGGCGCUGCGCAGCCUCGACGUGUUCUGGGACAUCUCCGCCGACCCAACCGAAUUCUCUGCAGAGAUGCAGGAUCCUUUGCUCGCGCUGCACCGAGCUGCUUUGGCGCCCGCGGCCUGCAGGCGGGGCUCCGCCCGCGUCAGGCUGGGCGCAGAAUUAGAAGAGCUGACGGAGAUCUACUUGCUACACCACGGCAAGGAAUGGAAAGACUUCUUGGAAGCUGGCGGGGUGAAGAUCUUGACAGGCGCUGACAAAGCUGAUGCUGCUUGCACAGUGUGGCGCAGGAGCUUCCUUGCAAGCGACGUGUUCACGCGGUACAUCAGGUACUUGGAAGAUACCGGCGCCUUUUUGGGCGCCUUUCCCGACAGCACGGCGGCGGCAGUCACCGCAGUGGGCGCUGCGGUGACUGCCUUCCUCGACAGCCGCAGCCGGGCGUUGCUGCUGGGCUGAAGCUAAACGAGCAUCCAGCUGGACAUGGGAUGCGCUGGACAUUUGCGACGAGGUGCACGCCGCAAGUGCAUGGACGGCUUGGGCGAGGCUUUUGGCGCACGAGACGAGAGGGCGGCGAGACGAGAGGCGACGGUCGCCCACGCUGAAUGGAAUGGAAAUGGUUGGACGGUGACGAAUAAUGAUUACUCCGCUCCUGAGCUCCGGAUCGAAUGUCCCAUUGCACGCAUUGACGUAGCGGUUGGCCAGCUUUGCGCUGAGCAGAGUAGAGACACGCCGGCUGAUCAGAG